AUGGAUGACGCCCCGCUGCCCGCGCCCCCCGUCCCCGCCCCGGCCCAGGCCCAGGCCCCGGCCCCCCGCGUGCCGUUCCACUGCAGCGAGUGCGGCAAGAGCUUCCGCUACCGCUCGGACCUCCGGCGCCACUUCGCGCGCCACACGGCGCUCAAGCCCCACGCGUGCCCGCGCUGUGGCAAGGGCUUCAAGCACAGCUUCAACCUGGCCAACCACCUGCGCUCGCACACGGGCGAGCGGCCCUACCGCUGCUCCGCCUGCCCCAAGGGCUUCCGGGACUCCACCGGCCUGCUGCACCACCAGGUCGUGCACACCGGAGAGAAGCCCUAUUGCUGCCUGGUCUGCGAACUCCGCUUCUCCUCCCGCUCCAGCCUCGGCCGCCACCUCAAGCGCCAGCACCGCGGGGUGCUCCCGGCCCCGCUGCAGCCCGGCCUCCCGGGCCCCGGCCUGCCCGCCCUGGGCGCGCCCUGCGCCGCCUGCUGCAACGUGGGGCCCUGCUCCGUGUGCGGGGGCGCGGGCGGCGGGGAGGCCGCGGACGGCGUGGGCGCGGGCGGCUGGGGCCUGGCCGAGGCGGCGGCGGCCGCGGCGGCCUCGCUGCCCCCGUUCGCGUGCGGGGCGUGCGCCCGGCGCUUCGACCACGGCCGCGAGCUGGCGGCGCACUGGGCGGCGCACACCGACGUGAAGCCCUUCAAGUGCCCGCGCUGCGAGCGCGACUUCAACGCGCCGGCGCUGCUGGAGCGGCACAAGCUCACGCACGACCUGCAGGGCCCGGGCGCGCCCCCCGCGCAGGCCUGGGCCGCGGCGGCGGGGGCUACGGGGCCCCCCGGCGAGGGGCGCGCGGAGGCCGGGGGCGCGCGGCCGGCCUGGGACGCCGGGCUGCUCCUGGGCGGCGAUCUGGGGGGACUGCACCCCGGGGAGGGCGGCGGGGAGGCCCCCGCGCCGGCGGAGCCCUCGGAGGACACCCUGUACCAGUGCGACUGCGGGACCUUCUUCGCCUCGGCCGCCGCGCUGGCCGGCCACCUGGACGCGCACUCGGGCCCGGCCACCUACGGCUGCGGCCACUGCGGGGCGCUGUACGCGGCGCUGGCGGCCCUGGAGGAGCACCGGCGGGCCAGCCACGGCGAGGGCGAGGGCGAGGGCGGCGGGGCGGCGGCGGCCGGGGCCUCCGAGGGGGACCCCGCGCCCCCCGGGGAGCCCGCGGCCGGCCCCGCGCGCAGCAGCAAGAAGAUCUUCGGCUGCUCCGAGUGCGAGAAGCUGUUCCGCUCGCCGCGCGACCUGGAGCGCCACGUGCUGGUGCACACGGGCGAGAAGCCGUUCCCGUGCCUCGAGUGCGGCAAGUUCUUCCGCCACGAGUGCUACCUCAAGCGCCACCGGCUGCUGCACGGCGCCGAGCGGCCGUUCCCCUGCCACGUGUGCGGCAAGGGCUUCAUCACGCUCAGCAACCUGUCCCGCCACCUGAAGCUGCACCGCGGCAUGGACUGA
Molecule: messenger RNA, 1482 nt
Organism: Pipistrellus nathusii (Nathusius's pipistrelle)
Lineage: Eukaryota; Metazoa; Chordata; Mammalia; Chiroptera; Vespertilionidae
Source: the annotation of a GenBank genome assembly